This is a messenger RNA of Poecilia latipinna (sailfin molly), 3310 nucleotides long. RefSeq names its product sodium- and chloride-dependent GABA transporter 2-like. The transcript has 10 exons. Bases 814 to 1725 code for a protein of 303 amino acids. Gene Ontology annotation, molecular function: gamma-aminobutyric acid:sodium:chloride symporter activity. NCBI's taxonomy places the organism in Eukaryota, Metazoa, Chordata, Actinopteri, Cyprinodontiformes, Poeciliidae. Gene Ontology annotation, cellular component: plasma membrane; cell projection. The record is from RefSeq and is a predicted model, not a curated record. Gene Ontology annotation, biological process: nitrogen compound transport; amino acid transport; sodium ion transmembrane transport.
UUCAGGGGCAUUCUUCAUUCCUUACGGACUUUUUCUUGUUACCUGUGGAAUUCCCAUGUUCAUACUGGAAACAUCACUGGGUCAGUACACCAGUCAGGGGGGAAUCAUGUGCUGGAGAAAGGUCUGCCCCUUAUUUGAAGUGUCAGCUACAUCGUAGUUUUGGCCUGGGCUUUCCUCUACUUCUUCGCUUCGUUCUCUACAGAGUUGCCCUGGACAAGCUGCAACAACGUGUGGAAUACCGAUAACUGUGUGGUAAUAAACCACUAUAAUGGCUCUGCUAACUGGACUGGGAGGAAUGCAUCUUUGUCAUCCUCUGUUCUGGAGUUUUGGCAGCGACUUACUUCACAGCUACAUUCCCCCUCUUCUUGUUAGUAUUGCUGUUAGUCAGAGGAGUGACUCUUCCAGGAGCUUUCCAUGGUAUAAAGUACUAUUUGUACCCCAAUCCUGCACGGCUCGCUGAUCCGCAGGUACCCUGACUCAAGCACGUCCUUUUAAUUAAUUUUGAGUGUAAUUGGACAAACUAACUCUGACUGUCUCAUAGGUCUGGAUAGAUGCUGGAACACAAAUGUUUUAUUCAUUUGCUCUGUGCUUGGGAUUUUUGACCACCCUCGGGAGCUACAACAAGUAUAACAACGACUGUUACAGGUGAGCACCUUAGAGGAGUCUUUAUGGUCCUAGGUUUUUGCCAGAAAAGAUAAUUGUUUAUUCCUACAGCAAUUCCACAGUUGUUUAUUCUGUUGCCUUGAAGGAAGGAGGUCCUAAGUUCAAAUCCCAACUUUAUACGUACUACAACUAAAUGACAUCACUUAUGACAUGGUUGCCAGACUGUUUACAAUUUGUGUCUUACAUGAUACAAGUUGCUUCUGUCUUUCUUUUUGCAGAGACUCCUUCUAUCUUUGUUUGGUAAACAGUGGAAGCAGUUUUUUAUCUGGAUUUGCUGUUUUCUCAAUUCUGGGCUACAUGUCACAAAAGCAGGGUGUCGACAUUUCCGCUGUUGCUGAAUCAGGUCCCGGACUUGUCUUUAUAGUCUACCCACAAGCUGUAACUCUCCUGCCUUGGCCUCAAUUCUGGUCCUUGUGCUUUUUCUCCAUAAUUAUCUUUUUAGGAGUCGACAGUCAGUUUGUUGGGUUGGAAAGCAUCAUUACCUCAUUAUCAGAUGUCUGUCCUUCCAGGAUCAGGAAAGGAUACCGCAGAGAGCUUCUGCUGUUGCUGAUCUGUUCCUGUGGCUUUAUGUUUGGCCUUUUUUUAGUGUCAGAGGCAGGAAUUUACAUUCUGCAGAUCUUUGAUCACUAUGUCUGCAGCGGACCCACACUUCUGAUGAUGGCAAUCUUCCAGUCAGUGAUUAUUGGAUGGAUUUAUGGAGCUGGACGGUUCUCUGACAACAUCAAAGACAUGAUUGGGUACAAACCUCUGCCACUUAUCAAGUACUGCUGGCUGUAUGCCAUCCCUCUCUUGUGCUUUGGAUCCUUUGUAUUCUUGCUCCUGAGAUACACCCCGAUGAAGUUCAACAAUUCAUAUGUGUAUCCAUGGUGGGCUUAUUGCAUUGGCUGGUUUUUGUCCUUGUCUUCGUUGUCUAUGAUCCCACUCAACAUGGUGUGGAAACUAGCCAAAGGAAAAGGAACCAUUUGGGAGCGCCUCAAGACGAGCGCCCAGCCUGCGGAUGAUCUCCCAGGGAUGUCGAGGGAGAUGGGAAACGAAGAGGCUUCCCUCACUGAAUGCGUCUGAGAAAAGACGCAUUCAGUUUCAACAUUCAGUCUCUUGAGUUCACACAUAUUGUCAAAUUUAAUGAACCAUAUAAUGAACCUGAUAAAGCUUAGCUGUUUAAGUUUGAUUUUCCUCACAUUUGCUUAUUUUACUAAAUCCAUCAUUUGAAGAGAGGCUACAAACAAUAUGAAGGAUCUUACUGUAUGAGUGUAUCAGAAGCAGAACACAAAUAAAAUUCUCAUAUACACCAUAUAUGGUGUAUAUAACUGGACAAACCACUUAAACCAAGACACACAUGGGAAAACUUGCAGGUACCUCUGUGUUAAUAAAUGAAAAACCCACAAUGGUCAAUUAAUUAACUUGAGUCUGACAAAAAUAAUAAAAACAAAACAACAGAAAAAAAACUAAAAACUGAUAAAAGUAGAUCAGACAUUUCAACAGAAUAAAUUUUUCUAUAUUUCUUUAGUCGGUUUUAAGUUAUUCCAUUGUAGGGUUUUUGGUCUUUAAUACUAAUAAUUUUGUCCGUGUGUGAGUUUAUAUGCUGAUAUAAGUGAGUAAAUUUCCAUUACUUCUCAUUUUCUCAGAGAUCAAAAUAAGGUCUUGAUUAUUUUAAGUUAACAUAGACUCCAAAUAGAGAGCGUAUGUGUUUGGUAUCUGUGCAGGUUAAUGUUUAUCGUACUACAGACACAUUUUUAAGGCAGGUAUGACGUUCACAUUAUAUUUUAGAUUACAAAUAACAGUAAGGUAAUCUAAAAAUAAUAAUACCAGACAAAUUAUAUCAUGAAGGUGCGGUUAUCGAUAAUCAUAUUCACUACUGUUGUAAAACACUGUAAAUAAGUCCUAUGUCCAUUAAUCCAUCCAUCCAUUGUUUUACACCCUUAUCCCAUUGGGGUCAGGAGGGGUGCUGGUGCCUAUCUUCAGUUAUCAAACGGUUGAGAGCCGCAGAUAAGUCCUACGUUUAAUCACAAAUUGUAACUUUUCAUUAUUUCCCACUAAACCUGGUCAGAGGGCGAGGAGGCAAAACGUUUAUCAGGGUCUGCUCAUAACUAAGAAAAUAUGUACAGAUAUAGCGACCAAAGCCAGUUGACACAAAGCUCUCUUUGUUGUUGGCUACUUUUUCUCCUCCAAAAUACCUCUGCAGCAAACAUCAGAGGAAGUGGGUUCCUGUCCAAAGCUGCAGACCACAAGAGCUGAGAUUGUAUCUCAAGGCAGAGAAGAAGAAAAGAAUGUGGCUCUGUUUCUGCUGCUGCCAAAAGCUCAAGUCCCCUGUUGCUCCUCUGCUCAAAGGCCGAUUAAGUGUGCAGAAUGAAUUUCUUGUAUUUCAAUUUAAAAGCAAAUAUGUUAUCCAGAUGAAGCUGGUUAUCCUCCUAAAGCCUCAUUAAAUUACUUUGGAAGUCUCUGGAUUGUUUCUCUGGAUUUUAUUUUGUGACAUCAGAGUAAAAGGAGAAAAAUGCAAAUGCAUGCCACUCUUAUUUUUUGAAAAACUUCUAUAUCCUUUUGAACUCAUAAAAUGUAUACUUGUUCUUUUUUGUUGUUGUUUUUUUACCUGUAACACCACAGACAUACGAUCCUCUUAGAGAAAUACUUGCAACAGUGUCAUUUUUUA